AUGUCAAGCGGCACCAGUACCGGCUCUCCCCCCGGCCCCAACGUCAUGGUGCACGUCUUCCCCAAGCCAGGGAAAGAAUCGCGCGUAGAAGAACUGAUCGUCCAAGCGAGCGACCAAGUCCGCGUCCACGAGCCCUGGAUCAGCCUGUACCGAUACUAUCGCGUCAAAAGGGACGUCUCGGACGCCGAGUAUAUCAUCGUCUUCCAGUGA
Cladophialophora carrionii CBS 160.54 is the source of this 210-nucleotide messenger RNA. RefSeq lists its product as uncharacterized. NCBI's taxonomy places the organism in Eukaryota, Fungi, Ascomycota, Eurotiomycetes, Chaetothyriales, Herpotrichiellaceae. The transcript has a single exon. The coding region runs from base 1 to 210 and encodes 69 amino acids. The record is from RefSeq and is a predicted model, not a curated record.